Molecule: messenger RNA, 482 nt
Organism: Cryptococcus deneoformans JEC21
Lineage: Eukaryota; Fungi; Basidiomycota; Tremellomycetes; Tremellales; Cryptococcaceae
Product: expressed protein
Exons: 3
Coding region: 106-387 (93 amino acids)
Source: RefSeq, a predicted model, not a curated record
AAUCUUCACUUGCCUCAUAGCAACCAGUACCUACCGCAUCGCAUUCAGCCAACUACACCUAGCAACUAAGCUAUCUUCCACCCUCAAUCCACAAUCACAACGACAAUGUUUGCUCGAUCAUUUCUUCGAACCACCGCUACCACUAUGCCUAUGGCUCGUACCUUGAUGGCCAGGAAGAUCACCACUGCUGCUCCGGCCCAAGUUGGACCUAUUCAAGCCUUUUUCCGUGAUGUCCCUGUUCCCGUUGAUGCCUACCCCUUAAUUGGUAUCGUCGUAGUCAUGUGCUCUGGAGCCACCUACAUGCUCAGCAAGCACAUUUACGAAGACCGUGACCAUCUUCGAUGGGCCCCUCAACGGGGAGGUGUCAAAUUUAUUGUACCUCAGUAAUCAACGAGUUUUUAAGCCAUAUAUCAAGUCUUCGGUCUUUCUCAUCAGUUGUAUUAGGUGACAUUUUAGGUUGUAUAAUCAUGUGUUUUUGGCGC